Molecule: messenger RNA, 1591 nt
Organism: Mizuhopecten yessoensis (Yesso scallop)
Lineage: Eukaryota; Metazoa; Mollusca; Bivalvia; Pectinida; Pectinidae
Product: tetraspanin-7-like
Exons: 7
Coding region: 106-861 (251 amino acids)
Cellular component (GO): membrane
Source: RefSeq, a predicted model, not a curated record
UUGAAUUUACUUCCGGUGUAAAACUCCCACGAUCUGUCAUAAUAUAUUUCAGCAGUGAUAUAACGAAUUCGCCAACUUGUCUGGAACUGUACGCACUUUAACAGAAUGGAUCAGGGACGAGCGAAGUCGGCCAUGGCCACAGGGCCAGCCGUCACUUGCAUGAAAACGCUUUUGAUGGUGUUUAAUUUUCUGUUUUGGAUCACAGGCAUUGCCAUCCUUGCCCUUGGCAUUUGGACAAAGGUGGACUUGUAUAAGUAUAUGGAACUUUCCUCCAUCUACUACAAAGAAUCACCGUACAUCCUGAUCGGAGUCGGGGCUGUCAUUGUCCUUGUUGGCUCGCUGGGCUGCUGUUGCACAGUCAAGGGAAACUCCAUUUUACUCUAUGUAUAUGCUGUAUUCCUAGUCGUGGUGUUUGUGGUAGAACUGAGUGCCGGAGCAGCAGGAUUUGUUUACCAGAGCAAGUUGGAGACUGGCUUCAAGGAAGGCCUUCAGACGGCCCUGCAUAAAUACCAAGUGAACACAGAAAUAACAGCGGCCAUGGAUGACCUACAGACCCAGCUCAAGUGCUGUGGAAUCCACGGCUACACGGACUGGGUAAACAGGACCACCACGACUAAAGGCAAGAUUCCCAGUUCCUGUUGUGUGGACCAGACCAAAUGCCCCACUGACCCCUUGCCAGACAACGUAAAAGACUGGUACUCGAAGGGCUGCUACUACACAGUUGUAGAUUUCAUGCAAAGCAACAUGGGGAUAAUAGGGGGUGUUGCCCUCGGGAUCUCUUUCUUCCAGGUGUUUGGUGCUCUCCUUGCGUGCUGUCUGGCUAAGAACAUCAACAAGGCCAAGUAUGAACAGGUUGCUUAGAACAUCAAAGAUGCUGGAAAAACUCCUCUGCUUCUUUAUAGCAGCAGACAAGUGACCAAUGGAAGAAGGGAUUAGGAAAUGUUAACACUAAAUCACACCUCCCUAUAAUAACACUUAAUGUAACAGUUUUUCUGAGAUAUAACUGUCAAGCUUGGAGCAGAAGUGACAGUUCCGCAAUACUUGUAAGAGAGACAGGUCUCACUAAUCUAUCACUUGUCUGUAUGUGAAGUGCUUAAUCCAGUAUAAAAUACAUGUAUUAAAAUUUAAUAGAAUGUUGCAAUUUUAAUUCAUUCACCCCUGAAAUUUCCUAAUGAACUAUUCCGACCUUUGAAUAAGAAGAGUUCAAAUGUGUCUCCAGGGGUAAAUGAGUUAAUAGUCCACCAUUGAUAACCCUCUUCAUUGUCUUGAACAGCUGACAUAAAUACAGUGCGUGUUAUAGGCAAAAUUAUCAAAAUAUACAGCUGUCGAGCCAGAAAAGUUACUCUGAAAUGACGAUAUAAUGGAAACUGUAAGUGUUAAAUCAGACAGAAUAGGAAACAAAGUAUACAAGCCACGUUUUUGGUAAAUAUAGAGUAGAGUGGUGCAUUUACAAGUUGUCUGCCCUUGUGUGUAAACAUUCUUAUUUCUUCAUCUUCAUCUUUACACCUUCCUCCUUCUUUAUGCAAAAGAAUGUAAAUCUGUUGUAAUGAUCUUGUGUAUAUUUUUGAUAACUCAUGGAUCUGAAAAUUAU